CGAAUAAAAUUAUACGAUCAGUGGUGAGGGUUCUAGGUAGCUGGAAAUUCUAAGCCGAAUAGGAAAAUCGCAAUCAUAUGUGAUUCAAGAAGAAGAAGAACAUCAACAAAUAUUUGGGUGUAGGGGGCAACACGUGCGCCUCCUUUUUCGACGAUUUAUUGAAUAAAAAACAGCUAAAACAAUGGAAUUAUUCACAGUUAAUCGAUAUACAGAGGAUCUAAGGACUCGCAAAGACAAGGAACAAAAGACAUCAAAUGAAGAUGAAAUUCUGCAAAAACUGCUCCAAAAGGCAGCCAAACGGAAGAGGAAACAUGAGAAAGCUGAGACCAGAAAGCAGGAGGAAGCGCCUCCCGAGGAGAAACCACAAGUGGAGGACACAAAAGUAGACGAAGAAGAGCCGGCGGCAAAAGAGACUCGAAAAGAAGAAGCCACAGCAGUGGAGGAUCCAACUAAUUCACAAGACUUCAAAAUACUUGGCGACACUGACUCUGCCAUGCGCAAGAAAGUGACAGAGGUGCUGCCCCCCUGGCUGGCAUAUCCCACGAUCAUCGAAGGGGGCAGCCUCCUGCCAGACGACGACUUGGAGGCUGGCAAAGACGAAGCUUCCAUCGAGAAUCUAAGCUACCUGAAGGAUCACACACGACAGGCCCUCAAGCAGAUGAAGAUCAAGCGCCUGUUCCCCGUGCAGCGGACCGUCAUACCAUGGAUCCUGGAGGCACAGGGCCAGCCGGCGCCCCUGCGCCCACGGGAUAUUUGUGUGUCGGCUCCCACGGGCAGCGGCAAGACCCUGGCCUUUGCCAUACCCAUUGUCCAGCUGCUGAACAACCGAGUACGUUGCAAGGUGCGCGCUCUGGUGGUGCUGCCAGUGGCCGAGCUGGCGCUGCAGGUCUUCAAGGUGAUUCGUGCGUUGUGCAGCAAAACGGAGCUAGAGGUCUGCCUCCUUUCUAAGCAGCACCGCCUGGAGGACGAGCAGGAGAAGCUGGUGGAGGUCUACAAAGGACAGAUCUACAGCAAGGCUGACAUUGUGGUCACAACACCAGGUCGUCUGGUGGAUCAUCUGCAUGCCACCAAGGGUUUCUGCCUGAAGAGCUUGAAGUUUCUGGUCAUUGACGAGGCGGAUCGCAUCAUGGAUGCCUUCUUCCAGAACUGGCUCUACCAUUUGGACAACCAUGUGCGGGAGACCGCAAAUCAGCUGCUGGCUGGCACACAGCCUCCACUUUGCCUUAAAGAGCUAUAUGCCACUUAUGGGAAGGUGCCCCAUAAGCUAUUAUUCUCUGCAACGAUGUCGCAGGAUCCCGAGAAGCUGCAGAAUCUGAGACUCUUUCAGCCCAAGCUCUUUACCACGGUGUUUGCCCUGCCCGUUCCCAGGAGUGAGGAGCAGGCGGAUGGAGACGAAGAGACCACCCCAAACACUGGACACUUUGCGGGCAAAUACACCACUCCGGCGGAGCUGACAGAGCAAUUCUGUGUGACGGAGCUGCGCAUCAAGCCGCUGACACUGUUUGCUCUCGUGGAGAAGUACCAGUGGAAGCGAUUCCUCUGCUUCACCAACAGCACGGAGACGGCCAAUCGAUUGGCUUUUGUGAUGGGCAAACUCUUCUCCACGGGCCCCACCAAAGUGGCCGAGCUAUCCGGCAAACUGUCUGCCCUAGUGCGAACCAAGACCCUGACGGACUUUGCCAGAGGCCGCAUCAACGGCCUGAUCUGCUCCGAUGCUUUGGCCCGUGGUAUCGAUGUGGCCGAUGUGGAUGUGGUGCUCUCCUACGAGACGCCGCGUCACAUCAAGACCUACAUCCAUCGUGUGGGUCGUACGGCUCGUGCCGGAAGAAAAGGCACAGCCGUCACAUUGCUCACGGAACAGGAGCAAGCGCAGUUCAAGAAGAUGCUCAACGAAGUGGGCAAGGCGCUGGGCGAGGAGAUCAGCGUUUCCGCAGACACUGAGGUCCGUCAUGCGGAUAUCUACAAGCUGGCAAUGGAGGAUCUGCGCAAGCGACAGGAGAAGGAAAAGACCAUAAAGAUUGUCCAGAAGCGCCGCGUGGCCCAGCAAACAGUGCUCCACAAAAAGCAAGAGGAAGCUGCCGUCAAUCCCAGUCGCCCUCUGACUUUGAUGCAAAAGCUACAGCUGAAGGCAGGAGGAGCACGACAUGUUGCGGAUGAACCCCACCAGAAGGAGAACAAAUCGAAACCUACAGCGCAAAAGGGGAAAGGAAAAUCAAAGCCCAAGGAGACCAAGAAGCAACGUUUGGCCAAGCAGCGAAAGGCCAUCGAGGAGUGA
Drosophila persimilis is the source of this 2275-nucleotide messenger RNA. It is a transcript of the gene Dbp73D, whose product is annotated as probable ATP-dependent RNA helicase Dbp73D. NCBI's taxonomy places the organism in Eukaryota, Metazoa, Arthropoda, Insecta, Diptera, Drosophilidae. The transcript is spliced from 3 exons. The coding region runs from base 182 to 2275 and encodes 697 amino acids. Gene Ontology annotation, molecular function: ATP binding; nucleic acid binding. The record is from RefSeq and is a predicted model, not a curated record. Gene Ontology annotation, cellular component: nucleus.